This is a messenger RNA of Dracunculus medinensis (Guinea worm), 1884 nucleotides long. Lineage: Eukaryota; Metazoa; Nematoda; Chromadorea; Rhabditida; Dracunculidae. The record is from the annotation of a GenBank genome assembly.
AUGCCAAUAGCGUCAGAUAAUAUUUAUUCAUUUCAAUCACCGGCACUGCCAUCACAAUUACCAUUUCAACCAUUACCAGAAUCCUUUAUUCCUACACAUCAUUCAUUUCCACCUUGCACACUGAAACAAAUGCUAAUAUUUCAUUCGAAGUGCAUUGAUAAACAACCAGUGAAGCAAACUCGAAGACUAUCAUUCCUUGAAAAUCCGCUGACAAAACAGUUUAUUGCUGAAGUAACUGCCUAUUCGACUGUUUAUAAAAAGCCAAACGAAGGAUACGAUAAUGUUUUACGUGUAAUGCAACAAUAUUUUACAGUGAUGAACCCAUCUCAUACUUUAUUUGAUGGCACAUCCAUACAACCGAAAGUAUUUUCAUCGAACAAUGAAUUACGUGCAAAUCGAAAAAUCACCGGUUUUCUAUACGAGAAUGAUAUCACCUUAACUCUCCAACAAAUAAAUACAAUAUAUGCAGAUACCCAGAUAAUUCAGAAUCGAAUGCGUUCGAAGAGGAAGAUCACUUCAAAUAAAACUCUUCGUUGGACAGAUGGCAUUAUACCCUAUGUAUUUGGUAUUUCAGACGAAAAGUGGCAAAAUGAAAUAAAGAAAAGUAUGCAAUAUUUGGAGAAAGAAACAUGUAUUCGUUUUUUGGAGAGAACAACCACUCAUAAUGAUUUUAUCGUUUUCAUUCGAGGAAGCGGCUGUUACUCAGGAAUUGGAAAAGUUGGUGGAAGUCAAACAAUCUCAAUUGGAUAUGGUUGCGAAACGUUGGGCAUAAUAAUUCAUGAAAUUGGACAUUCGCUAGGUUUUUGGCAUGAACAAGAGCGACCUGAAAGAGAUUAUUAUGUGCGUAUAAACUUAAGUCAUGUUUUGAGCGGAACAGAAGGGAAUUUCGCGAAACGAUCACGAUUGGAAAUUAUUGACUUGGGAGUACCAUAUGAUCUUGGUUCCAUCAUGCAUUAUGCUUCAAAUACUUUUGCGAAGAGUCCUUAUCAACUAACAAUUGAUCCUUGGGAUGUUAAAUUUCGAUCAACCAUUGGCAAUAGAGUUUCACCAUCAUUCACUGAUGUCAAACAGAUUAAUCAACUUUAUUGCACUCAGAGAUGCGAGCGGCGACUUCCUUGCAAGCAUGGUGGUUAUCCUGACCCGAAUGGUUGUCAGCGAUGUAAAUGCCCAGAAGGUCUUGGAGGACAAUACUGUGAUACUCUACAAUAUUCAAGGUGUGGACGUGAAUUAAUUGCAACAGAAAUUUGGCAAAUUCUGAAAUAUUCAGGCAAUGAGACUUGUUUCUGGAGAAUUUCAACAAAAGAUAGUAAUAAAAUUCGAUUCGAAGUUUUUGAGGUGUUUUUUAAAUGUGAUCCAACGUGUGAAGAAUUUGUUGAGGUGAAACAUAACAGCGAUAUGCAAUUAAUCGGGUUUCGAUUGUGUUGCCUGCCUUAUUCGGGCAAAAUCUUAUCGCAUAAUUCUUUUAUCAUAGUAAUCAGUAAAGCUUUAUUGAAAUCAACCUUUUCGCUGAGAUAUAUCAGUGGUACCUUUUUUUUACAAUUUACUAAGAUCACAACUCAAAUUUUAAACCCAAAUUCAUUUUUGACGAAACUGAAUCCAUGCAGUCAAACAUCAAAUCCAAUUCUCAUCAACUGGGGAAAAUGGGGAGCAUGCACUGAAAAGUGCGGUGCAUGUGGAGUGCAAUAUCGAUAUUUAAUGCAAAAUGGAAAACAAAUCAGCUCACCCAAAUUUGGUUCUCCACAAUCAAAAAUUUGCAAUACUCAGCCAUGUGAAUCUAGUGGUGUGUUAAAAAGCCGAAGCGAUCUCUAUGUCACCAAUGGUAGACUAAAGAAGUUUUUCAUCUUUUUUUUAAUAGAUUUUUGGACAUUUCUUUUUUUUAACUAA